Molecule: messenger RNA, 1249 nt
Organism: Caenorhabditis angaria
Lineage: Eukaryota; Metazoa; Nematoda; Chromadorea; Rhabditida; Rhabditidae
Source: the annotation of a GenBank genome assembly
AUGACAAACUGGAAGAAUUUGCCGUUUGAGAUGAAAUGCGAGGUUUUCAAAUUGUUAGACAAAGAAAAUCGGUAAGGUUUUUUCCCUGAAUUUAAAAAAAAUUUUUUUUUAAAGUUUUUUUUUGCAGAUUAAAAUUCGCUAGCUGCAAUUUCCAGUGCUUCAGAGAAAUUGUGCACGAGGAGAAAGAUGUGAAAUCAGUUGAAUUGGAGAAGAUCACAGAAGUUGGAACAAUCAGGCCAUAUUUUGUUGUGUCAGUUGAUGGUUCGGAAAUUCGAUUUGAACAAAUCGCAAAUAUGUGUGAAAUCAAGUAUGAUGAUUAUAUUCUUGGAAGAGGUUUUGGCAAGAUCGAAAAUACUGUGUACAAAUUCUUCAAGAAUAUUUGGCUGAAACAUCGGAACACUAUUGAGAAAUUAAAGCUCGCUGAUGUGAGUUCUUUUUGUUUAGAAAAAAUAAAAGAAAAAAAAUAAAUUAUAGGUUGACUUCACUAUAAUUCAAGAUUUUUCAAAUAUCAAGGAAUUAGAUAUCACUACCAAUAAUAAAAUUCAUUUAUAUCAUAUACUUUCGGGGGCAGCGAAUCUAACGAAAUUGGUUGUGAAGUUUGAAGAAGGCGAGAGAUUUAAGGAGGUACUUUUACUCAAAAGCGUUGAUUUUUCUGAAACCUUUAAAACCUUUCCAGGUACAUCUUCCGAAAAUUGCGAAAUGUUCAAAAAUCGAUUCUGUGGAUUUAAAUUGUAAUGCAGCUGAUGUUGCAUCGGAAAUUCUUGCUAAAAUGUAUCCAGCAAAUUCAGCGAUUUCACGUUUAAACACCUCAAAUUUGAAAUUAUCUAUCAAUGGUGGCGAUUAUUCUGAACCCGAUUCAAGAUUGCUCGAAUCACUGGGAAGAUUUGCUAACAUUGAGACUGAUCUCCGGUUAACCGAUGAUCAAUUCGUUCAAUUGACAUCAUACCCAAUGAUCAGAAAUCUCAAAUUCGAUGCGACAGAUAUCAACACAUCGGUAAUCAUCGAAUGUCUAUCCACUUAUGUUUUGAAGUCUCGGAAAUAUUUCAAGUUCAAUAACUUUCGAGAAUGGACUCAAUUCAAAGAACUUAUGAAGGAAAAAUAUGGGUAAUUUUUAGAGAAAUCGUUAUAAUUUUUACUUAAAAAUUGGUUUUUCAGGGAUCCUUGUAAACAAAAUUUCGAGGUCGGUUUUCAUCCUUUUAUUUUGUCUAUUGACAAUCUUCGGCCACAUCAUCACUGGAAAACUUCUUAA